Molecule: messenger RNA, 3457 nt
Organism: Drosophila subobscura
Lineage: Eukaryota; Metazoa; Arthropoda; Insecta; Diptera; Drosophilidae
Gene: Pp2B-14D
Product: serine/threonine-protein phosphatase 2B catalytic subunit 2
Exons: 1
Coding region: 542-2347 (601 amino acids)
Biological process (GO): calcineurin-mediated signaling
Cellular component (GO): calcineurin complex; cytoplasm
Molecular function (GO): calmodulin binding; calmodulin-dependent protein phosphatase activity
Source: RefSeq, a predicted model, not a curated record
CACUGGAAAGAAAGAAAAAAGAGAGAAAUUACGACGUCUGCAGGGCGAAAAUACACAAAAUACUAAGUGAAUAUGAUUGUUGUUGAGUAAAAACAGCGCAUAACGAACACGGCCAGUGGCAGCAACAACAAGGAAACUGUUAAAUUGCUUAAAUUAAAGCUGGAAGGCGAUAAAGCGGCUAAGCUCCAACAACAGCAGCAGCAGUAAAAGCAGCACAGCAACAAAAGCAACAACAACACCAGCAGCGCAGCAGUAAAAAGUGCCAGUGUGUGUGGGUUGUUUCGUAUGUGUAUGUGUGUUCGUGGAAAUUGAGCCAGGAGGUGGAACAAGGACAGGAAUAGUCACACAGGAACAGGAACCAGAGGAACGCCAACGCGAACGCAAACGAAACGAAACGGGAACGGUGAGAGAGAGAAAGAGAGUGUGUGUGUGCAAGGGAGUGUGAGAAGGUGAGAGAGAGGAUUCGGAGUCGCAGAACGCAGUCAAGUGGAGAGAGCUCCAAUCCAGAGGAGCAGCUCCAACUCCAGCAUCAGCAUCAGCCAUGUCUUCGAAUAAUCAAUCAAGCGACAGCCAAGUGGCAACAAGUGCCAGCCAGCAGCGAGCUAGCAACGCCUCCACCGCUGACGCCACAGACGCCAACAGCUCCUCCGUCGCCGCCGCUGGUGACGUUGGCUCUUCCACUGCUGCUGGCAAUGCCGCCGCCGCCGCUGCCACUUCCUCCUCCUCCUCCCAGGCCAGUGCCAACACCAACGCUGACGCCAACGCCAACGCGAGCAACUCAAACGCCGCGGACCACGAUGGUAGCCCCACAAAGCAGGGCAAGCCCCAUGGCGGCCAUACGGCGGUCAACACCAAAGAGCGUGUGGUGGAUAGCGUUCCCUUCCCACCCAGCCACAAGUUGACGCUGGCCGAGGUCUUCGAUCCGCGCACGGGCAAACCGAAUCAUGACGUCCUGAAGCAGCACUUUGUGCUGGAGGGGCGCAUCGAGGAGGCGCCCGCCCUCAAGAUCAUCCAGGACGGGGCCGCGCUGCUGCGCCAGGAGAAGACCAUGAUCGACAUCGAGGCGCCGGUGACGGUCUGUGGGGACAUACACGGCCAGUUCUAUGAUCUCAUGAAGCUGUUCGAGGUGGGCGGCUCGCCGGCCACCACAAAGUAUCUCUUCCUGGGCGACUACGUGGACCGAGGCUACUUCAGCAUCGAGUGCGUGCUGUAUCUGUGGUCGCUGAAGAUCACCUAUCCGCAGACGCUGUUCCUGCUGCGCGGCAACCACGAGUGCCGGCACCUGACCGAGUACUUCACCUUCAAGCAGGAGUGCAAGAUCAAGUACUCGGAGCGCGUUUACGACGCGUGCAUGGACGCGUUCGACUGCCUGCCGCUGGCGGCGCUCAUGAACCAGCAGUUCCUGUGCGUGCACGGCGGCCUGUCGCCGGAGAUACACGAGCUGGAGGAUAUACGGCGGCUCGACCGCUUCAAGGAGCCACCCGCCUUUGGCCCCAUGUGCGACCUGCUGUGGUCCGAUCCGCUGGAGGACUUUGGCAACGAGAAGAACUCGGACUUCUACACGCACAACUCGGUGCGCGGCUGUUCGUACUUCUACAGCUAUGCCGCCUGCUGCGACUUCCUGCAGAACAACAAUCUGCUGUCGAUCAUCCGGGCGCACGAGGCGCAGGACGCCGGCUACCGCAUGUACCGCAAGAGCCAGACCACCGGUUUCCCCUCGCUGAUCACCAUCUUCUCGGCGCCCAACUAUCUCGAUGUGUACAACAACAAGGCGGCUGUGCUGAAGUACGAGAACAACGUGAUGAACAUCAGGCAGUUCAACUGCUCGCCGCACCCCUACUGGCUUCCCAACUUCAUGGACGUGUUCACCUGGUCGCUGCCCUUCGUGGGCGAGAAGGUCACCGAGAUGCUGGUGAACGUGCUGAACAUCUGCUCCGACGACGAGCUCAUGACCGAGGAGAGCGAGGAGCCGCUCUCUGACGACGAGGCGGCGGCGCGCAAGGAGGUCAUACGCAACAAGAUCCGUGCCAUUGGCAAGAUGGCGCGCGUCUUCUCCGUGCUGCGCGAGGAGUCCGAGAGUGUGCUCCAGCUGAAGGGCCUGACGCCGACGGGCGCCCUGCCCCUUGGCGCCCUCUCUGGUGGCAAGCAGUCGCUCAAGAAUGCCAUGCAGGGCUUCUCGCCCAACCACAAGAUUACCUCGUUCGCGGAGGCCAAGGGCCUCGACGCCGUCAACGAGCGGAUGCCGCCGCGUCGCGACCAGCCGCCCACGCCCAGCGAGGAUCCGCACCAUCCACAGUCAUCACAUCACAGUCAAGGCAACAGCAACAAUGGUGCGGCGCAUGGGUAAGCGGCAUGCCGCAGAGCGGGUCGUGUGUGUGCAGGCAGGCGGUGCGGCAGUGGUGCAAAAGUGGAGUGUGGAGUAGAGCAUAGUCGAGUGGAGUUGAGUGGAGAUCGAGGCAGCGACAGUGGCAGUGUGCAUGGAGACCUAAGAGACAUUUGUUUAGUAAAGUGUCAACGAUUUGUCGUUUUAGCUAAACAUCAUUCUGCAGCUGUAACUGAACCUCGCUCAAGCUUGGCCCGAAGCAGAAGCAGCCACUGAAAGGGAAAUGGAAGAACACCAACAAGAAAACCACAACAAAAUAUCCUUAAUUAAGCUUAAAGCGUGGCAAAGUAACAACUUAAACAAACCAACAACAAAAACAAAAACAAAAACAAACAAAAGAAAACCCAAUUCUAUUUCUAAGCAUAAAUGUAAUACAGCUCUAGCUCCAGCUCCUACUUUCGACCACUUCCGGCUGCAAGCAGCAAGCAGCAGCAGCAGCAGCAGCCGCAGGCGAUUCAUUUGUUUUAGCGCAGGCGCGCGCAUCGCGGCGCACAUUGGAUAUUAGAAUUAUGUGUUGCAUACUUUGGCGGGCCGGCCGCAAGAAUUCCUUUUCUCAAGAAAACCCCAAAACCCAGAAAACAAAACCCCCCCCAUAAUUCUUAGCUUAAGUUGUAAUGUAUAAAAAAACAAAACAAAAACAAAAACAAAAACCGAAUGGGAGUAAAACCUUGAAUGAAAAAUGAACAAAACUUAAACUAAAACUAAAAAGGAAAAAAAAGAAACUACAACUAAAUGGAGAAAAAAUGAUGGUAAAAAUCCAGCGCUAAUCUGUUAAAAACAUUUAGCAGCGCCAAAAAGAAGCGAGCAUAUAUAAACAUAUGGAAUAUAUAAAUAUAUAUUUAAAUAUCGAUCUAUAACUAAACAAAUAUGAAGAAACAAUGAUUUGAAUAUGAACAAAGCAGAAAACAAAACAACAAAUCAAACCAACUUUUGUGCAAUCCUUGUCUUGUAAUCCAUAACAUCAACUUGAAACAUCAUGAAACUGAGCGAUGAAGAGAGGAGAGAUGGGAAACCAGUUUGCAAUAUGUGCCGCAAUAGUCCAUAAAUGUUCCUUAUACGAAUUAAACUUGAAAA